This is a messenger RNA of Ilex paraguariensis (yerba mate), 1614 nucleotides long. The record is from the annotation of a GenBank genome assembly. Lineage: Eukaryota; Viridiplantae; Streptophyta; Magnoliopsida; Aquifoliales; Aquifoliaceae.
AUGGAUCAAUGUAGUUGGUCUCAAGUAGUGAGGUUAAGUUGCUUGCUGUUUUGCUUGUAUGAUAAUCAAACAUAUUUGAAUAUAAUUGAGAAGUUGCUGCUAACAACCUCUUGUGCUGGUCAGCGUAGAACAGGAGGAGUGGUUACAUGGAGGUCUGGAAGUGUUAUGGUGGUGUUUCGAGGAAGUAAAUAUGAAGGGCCAUCAUCAAGAUCUCAACCCACUGAUGGAGACAACAAAACUCUUUUUGUCCCUGAUGUUUCUUCUUCUGACAACCCAAUAACUCAUAAUGCUGGUGCUAGUUCAAUUCUGGAAAAGAGCUACCCAGUUUUCCCAGGCCGUGUUGAAAGCAUGACAGAAGAGGAAGUUGAAUUCAAUAGCCUGCUGGAUGGUUUAGGUCCACGUUUUGAAGAUUGGUGGGGUACUGGAGUGCUUCCUGUUGAUGCUGAUCUACUUCCUAAGGAAAUUCCUGGCUACAAAACACCUUUCAGGCUUCUUCCUACUGGAAUGCGAUCAGGACUAACUAAUGCUGAGAUGACGAACUUACGGAAACUUGCUAAAUCGCUUCCUUGUCAUUUUGCUCUUGGGAGAAACAGAAAUCAUCAGGGCUUGGCAGCUGCUAUAAUCAAGCUGUGGGAAAAGAGCCUAGUUGUCAAAAUUGCUGUGAAGCGUGGAAUUCAGAAUACAAAUAAUAAAUUGAUGUCUGAGGAGUUAAAGAAACUGACUGGAGGUCUGUUGCUGCUCAGAAACAAAUACUACAUUGUCAUAUACCGUGGAAAGGAUUUUCUCCCAACGAGUGUAGCUGCUGCUUUAGCAGAAAGACAGGAAAUGACAAAGCAGAUACAGGAUGUUGAAGAGAAAGUACGGGGGGGACCAUCAGACGCAGUGGCGAUGGAUGAAGAUGGGCAGGCACUCGCAGGUACUUUAGCUGAGUUUUAUGAGGCUCAGGAUCGAUGGGGAAGAGAACCAUCUGCCGAAGCGCAUGAGAAGAUGAUAAUCGAAGCAUCCAGAGCUAAGACUGCUAGAGUAGUUAAGCGACUUGAACAUAAACUGUCAAUUGCCCUGGCCAAGAAGCUUAAAGCGGAGAAACUGUUAGCUAAGAUAGUAGGGUCCUGGGUUCCUGUUGGUCCUUCAGAUGACCAGGAAACAAUCACUGAUGAGGAACGGGUUAUGUAUCGUAGUGUUGGACUAAGAAUGAAGGCGUACUUGCCCCUUGGCAUUCGUGGUGUUUUUGAUGGUGUUAUUGAGAACAUGCAUCUGCACUGGAAGCAUAGAGAGCUUGUGAAGCUGAUAUCAAAAGAAAAAGAACUUUCUUUUGUUGAAGAAACAGGAAAACUGUUGGAAUAUGAAAGUGGUGGGAUACUGGUGACAAUAGAAAGAGUCUCCAAAGGCUAUGCUCUCAUUUACUAUCGUGGAAAGAAUUAUAAGCGACCCAUUAGCCUGAGGCCAAGAAAUCUUCUGACAAAGGCAAAAGCACUGAAGCGCAGAGUGGCCUUGCAGCGAUAUGAGGCUCUCAGUCAACACAUAUCUGAAGUGGAGAAAACCAUAGAACAAACAAAAAGAGAAAUUGUAAGUUGUUUCUUAUCCAAAAAAAAUAAAUUUUUAUUACUUAAUUGA